AUGAGGGGCCGCAGGGGCGACCGUAUGACCAUCAACAUCCAGGAACACAUGGCUAUCAAUGUGUGCCCAGGGCCCAUCCGGCCCAUCCGCCAGAUCUCUGACUACUUCCCCCGCCGGGGACCAGGACCCGAAGGGGGUGGCGGAGGCUACCGGGAGACCUCUGCUGGUCUGGCUCCCCUGGCCUUGGCUCCCCCUGCAGCCCUUCUUGGCGCCACCACGCCUGAGGACGGAGCUGAGAUGGACAGCUAUGACUCCGAUGAAACCACCGCCUUGGGCAUGUUGGAAUUUGACCUUCUCUAUGACCAAGCUUCCUGCACACUGCACUGUACUAUCCUCAGGGCCAAGGGCCUCAAGCCCAUGGAUUUUAACGGCUUGGCCGACCCCUAUGUCAAGCUGCACCUGCUGCCUGGAGCCUGCAAGGCCAAUAAGCUCAAAACGAAGACCCAGAGAAACACACUGAAUCCCGUGUGGAACGAGGACCUGACGUACAGUGGGAUCACGGAUGACGACAUCAUUCAUAAGGUGCUCAGGAUCUCCGUCUGCGAUGAGGACAAGCUGAGCCACAACGAGUUCAUCGGGGAGAUCCGUGUGCCCCUCCGCCGCCUCAAGCCUUCCCAGAAGAAGCACUUUAAUAUCUGCCUUGAGCGCCAGGUCCCGCUGGCCUCACCCUCUUCCAUGUCUGCGGCACUGAGAGGCAUCUCCUGUUACCUGAAGGAGCUGGAACAAGUGGAACAGGGCCCUGGGCUGCUGGAGGAGCGCGGCCGCAUCCUGCUAAGCCUCAGCUACAGCUCUCGGCGCCAGGGGCUGCUGGUGGGCAUUGUGCGCUGCGCCCACCUCGCUGCCAUGGAUGUCAAUGGCUACUCAGACCCCUAUGUCAAGACGUACCUGAGGCCGGAUGUGGAUAAGAAAUCCAAGCAUAAAACAUGUGUGAAGAAGAAGACCCUGAACCCAGAGUUCAAUGAGGAGUUCUUCUACGAGAUGGAGCUCUCUGCUCUGGCCACCAAGACUCUGGAGGUCACAGUGUGGGACUAUGACAUUGGCAAAUCCAACGACUUCAUCGGUGGCGUGUCCUUGGGGCCAGGCGCCCGGGGGGAGGCCCAGAAACACUGGGGCGCCUGCCUGCAACAGCCUGACAGAGUGCUAGAGCGCUGGCACACCCUGACCAGCGAGUUGCCUCCCGCCGCUGGGGCUCUCCCCUCAGCCUGA
Messenger RNA from Orycteropus afer afer, 1206 nucleotides. It is a transcript of the gene DOC2A, whose product is annotated as double C2 domain alpha. The record is from RefSeq and is a predicted model, not a curated record. NCBI's taxonomy places the organism in Eukaryota, Metazoa, Chordata, Mammalia, Tubulidentata, Orycteropodidae. The coding region runs from base 1 to 1206 and encodes 401 amino acids. Gene Ontology annotation, cellular component: membrane. The transcript has 10 exons.